Neolamprologus brichardi is the source of this 1173-nucleotide messenger RNA. Its product is annotated as olfactory receptor 6N2-like. Gene Ontology annotation, molecular function: G protein-coupled receptor activity; olfactory receptor activity; odorant binding. Gene Ontology annotation, biological process: detection of chemical stimulus involved in sensory perception of smell; G protein-coupled receptor signaling pathway. The record is from RefSeq and is a predicted model, not a curated record. NCBI's taxonomy places the organism in Eukaryota, Metazoa, Chordata, Actinopteri, Cichliformes, Cichlidae. Gene Ontology annotation, cellular component: membrane.
AUGUUUUUGUUUUUGUCAAUGGAUGUUGAAUUAAAUGUAACAUUGGUAACUUUUGGUGGGUUUGCAGAAUUGCACAAAUACAGGUAUCUCUAUUUUGUAGUUAUAUCCACGUUAUAUAUUCUGAUUCUCUGCUUUAAUUCCACUAUAGUGUACCUUAUUUGGACUCACAAAAACCUUCACGAGCCAAUGUACAUUUUUAUUGCAGCUUUGUUAAUCAACUGUGUUCUUUACAGCAUGAUUAUCUAUCCAAAGCUCUUAUCUGAUGUUUUGUCUGAAAAACAGACUAUAUCAUAUCCACUCUGUCUUUUCCAAGGAUUUUUAUAUUACACCUCAGCUGGGUCAGAGUUUUUACUGUUGGCAGCAAUGGCAUAUGACAGGUAUGUGUCUAUAUGUAAACCCCUGCAAUAUCCAGUUAUUAUGAAUAGAAUAACUAUAUAUGUAUGUCUGAUUUUAGCUUGGCUUAUACCUGCUUUUGAAACCUCAGUACUGGGUGUGUUGUAUUCGAAUGUCAAACUCUGUAGCUUUACUCUGACAGGAAUUUUUUGUAACAAUUCACUUUACAAGCUUCAGUGUGUGCCCUCGGUUGCAAUAUCUAUAUAUGGUAUGGUCAUGUUGAUAAACAUUGCCCUUCUACCUAUGCUUUUCAUACUUUUUACAUACAUCAGGAUUAUUAGAAUAUCUUACCAUUGUUGUAGAGAAGUGAGGAAAAAAGCUGUAAAGACAUGUUUACCCCACCUGCUGGUGUUAAUCAACUUUUCCUGUUUUAUUUUCUUUGAUGUAAUUAUAGUUCGACUGGAUUCUGAUCUAUCAAAAACUCUUCGUUUGACAUUGACGUUUCAGUCAAUUUUAUUCCAUCCUCUUUUAAAUCCAAUCAUAUAUGGACUUAAAAUGAAUGCAAUUUUCAAACAUAUCAAAAUAUUGUUGUCAGGACCAGACGAGGCAGGCAAAGGCGAAGCAGGCAAAGGCGAGGCUGAAGCUGGACCAGGCGAAGGCGAGCUGAACCUGGACCAGGCAAAGGCGAGGCUGAAGCUUGACCAGGCGAAGGCGAGGCUGAAGCUUGACCAGGCGAAGGCGAGGCUGAAGCUGGACCAGGCGAAGGCGAGGCUGAAGCUGGACCAGGAAAGGCGAGGCUUGAUGAUGACACAGAGGCUGGACCAGGCGUGGAUGACCUGA